UCAGCAACAAUACCAAAUUUGGCGUCAUUUGCAUCUAUUCGUAUACCACGCAUAAAGGUCGAUUGAUAAUUAGAAUGAGAAGAGCCAAGGGAUUACCUCCCUUACCUCCCGGGAUAUCAACCACCACCCCCAUGGGCCACUUGGUUAUACAUUUUUCAAGUGCUUUAUUGACAGCACGUCGCGACGAUAUGCACGGAAGUUGAAACACGGAUGAACUACAAUGUAGUUUGGAUAUAUCUUAAUCAUUUUUAAUAUAUCAUUUGUUGGCGAAUUUUAUUUUGAGAGGAAUAUUGAGGAUAGUGGUAUGCGUCUCCAAGCAGGGCACAAACUAAAAUGUCAGCACUUUCUUUGAUACAAUGACCGGAACAUACUGUUAUCAUAGGGUUAAUCUCAGAAACGAUUUUUGAAUAAUGAAAAAUUUUGUAUUAUUUUAACAUAAUGAUUAAAUUUUACUGACAUAAUCAAUAUAAAUAGAUUAUGUAUAUCCCUAUGGGUGUGUGGUGUACGUGUGUCUAUAUUUAACACUGAUAAAUCUAUGUCGAGACGUUUCCUUAUGUACACAUGUUUAACCUAAACCGAAAGUAGAUCCGAGCUUAAUCGAAAGUAGGAAAUAACAGGUAAGAUCUCGUAACGGAAGCUUGAGUUAAUCAUGUACAGAAUGUAAAUUUAAUUUACGGAUGGAAACGUGUGAAUAUCUUCCAUUUUAAUGGAAAACCUACGGUGAAUACGAUCUAAAGUAUUGUCAAUAUCGUCGCAGUGUUAAUCUAAUAUGGGGGCCUGUUCGUCUGGACAAGCACGCAAACCUCAGGAGAAGGAACUUACGGAGGUCCUUAUGAAAUGUUCAAGACAUGUACGACCAAACGUGUUUGAAUCAAUUAUAGAUCUUCUGAAACAACACGAAAUUAUUUCAGAUUCAUGGAGUACGGCAAAGAUUCCUACACUUCUCCGGAGGUCACGAUCGCUUUCAAAUAUUGAACAGUCUAACGUCAAUAAAAAUAAUGAAGAGAAAUAUCAUGGUAGAACGCCUCCUCUAAAACAACAUCAGCAAAACGACAAUCACAGACCAGAAGAUAAAGUUAAGCGAUCACAAAAUAAGAAACAAACUUUUAAGGUGAACAUUCGCAAUAAUGAACAGCUUCCAGCAAUACUGGUUCGAAGUGAAGGUGACAACAAUUUGCAGCAACGUAAAACGAUUAUGAAAGACAACAACAAAUUUGAUUCAACACCAGCUGCACAGACACAUUUGAAACAUGAAGUACAUUUAGCCAGAAAUAAUGAGUCUGAAGCAGCGAAAGGGGGCGACCCUCUCCUUCGUGAUAAGAAGGAAUUUGUUUCUAGGCCAGAACAUGUGCAAGCAUGCACAUCUAACAGGAAGACAGAGAAAAGUGUGCAGACACAAUUUUCCGGUGAAAAGACAAAGAAAAAUGUGCAAACACAAACCUUUAAUAUGAAAACAAACAAAAAUGUGCAGUCACAGACUGACAGGAAGCCAAAUGAACCUUUGCGGGUACAGACUGUUGACAGAAAGAGUAAUGAAAGUCUGCAGACACAGUCUUCUAUUGGAAAAGCAACGAAAAAUGUUCAGACACAAACGGUUAACAGAAAAAAAAGCGAAAGUAUGCAGACACAGACAGCAGAAAUAGUUGAAGAAAAUAAGUGUUUAUUAUCGAAAAUUUCACAAUUAGAAGAAAUGAUUGGAAAAUUACAAAACAAUAUCGACAAAAAAGAUAUACAACUCAGGACAGUGCAGACAAGCGAUGAAAUCUUGAAACAAGAACAGAAAACAAAGGACGAAAGACAGAAAGCUCUACACGAUGAUGAGAAAACGAGAAUGCGAUCUAACAUGGAAAUACAUCAAAGGGAUAACCAAAGGUUGAAAUCGGAACUUUGUGUCUGCAAAAACGAGCUGAAGUCUGUAAAGUCGAACAAAGAAAAACUGACAGAGGAGCUGGAAACAUUACGACAAGAGUAUCAAACAACCCGUACAGACCAUGGGGAACAGACUGUGUCACUCAAACGAGAGAAGUCUGCUUUACAACAUGAUAUCUCUGUGUUGGAAAAACAACUGAAUGACUGUAAAGACGAACUGAACAUAGUACUGUCAAACAAAGCCACAUUGUCAAAAGAACUGGAAUCAUUACAACAGGAAUAUCAUACUAUCCGUACUGACCUUGAGGAACAGAAUGUGUCACUCAGGGGAGAUAACACUGCUCUGCUGUCAACACUCGAAAAACAACAACGAAACAUUUCUAUGAUGGAAAGGCAACUAGAUGAAGAGUAUAGGGAAUCUCGAAGACUACAUAGAGAAGUCGGACCUAGCGAUAUGAUAGAUCUACAAUGGAGAGACGAACCAAUAUUCGACAAGCAGUAUCUACAGAACUUGAAGGAGGAGGUUGAACAUUUCUGGCCACUACGGGAUAUGGGCGUGGCUGAGGACGCCUUACGACAUGUAAACAUCCUGUUUGUCGGACCCAUUGGUGCCGGGAAGUCCAGCUUCAUAAAUUCGGUAGAAUCUGUCUUUCGUGGCUAUGUGACCAUGACUGCUAGUGCUGGAAGUAGGUCAAAGAGCUUAACGUCAAUGUACCAUCAGUAUCAGAUACUAUCCUCGGACAACAGACAUCCCAUGAAGUUUCAGUUGUGUGACUGCAGAGGGCUGGAAGACAGAGUUGGUAUUAGUAGAGAUAUCGAUUCCAUUUUAGAAGGACAUAUCCCCGACAACUAUGUGUUCAACACCUCUUUUCCGAUAAUAAGCAACAUGGAAGGAUACAAAUCCUUCCCACGACUGGAGAACAAAAUCCACUGUGUCGUGUACGUCCUGGACGCUUCAACCUAUUCUGCUGAUCUCGCCAUCCCCUUUGUGUCGGAUCCUGUGAGGAAGUCAAUCAAGGCUAUCCAGGAAAGUGUAGAUCAGAAAGGAAUUCCUCAACUCGUCAUACUUAGCAAAGUGGACAGUGUUUGCGAAUCGACGCGACAAGACACCUCGCUAGUAUACCAAAGUCCCGUAAUCAGACAAAGGUGUAUAGAUGCUGCUGGCUUUCUCGGUGUACCGCCGAUGCUCGUACUACCAAUGAAAAACUACAUACUGGAAACAUCUACUACGGAUGACAUUAGUAUCCUUGCCUUGUACAACAUCCGGCAGAUGCUGCGAGCUGCCGACUCCUACCUCCGUGUAAACCAUCUCAGCGAACUAAGGGACUACAGGCAUGACUAAUUGAAACAACAAACGGUACCAUAACGGCAUAAAAUAACCUAAAAAUGUGUGAUUCAUAUGCAGGAGAUAUGUGUAUUCGACAGUUAUUCUUUCUAGUCCAAGUAAAUUUCUUUACAUAGAAAUAUUUAGAUUUCCAUACAUCAUUCUGUACAGGUAUUUGUUUGAACAGAAUUGUGGUGAAACAUCAUAAUGGCUAAAACGGUGUGUUCAAAUCAUGAAAUGAAAACGUGUUUAGCUUCACUGCUUAACCUUUUUCAUAAUCGUAUAAUAAAAACAAACUUGAUUGAUUUGUCUUUUAUUCCAGUAUCUUAAUACCAUAAGCCUUGCCAAUGCUUCAGACAAAAAGAGUCAUGGUAACUUUCUUUGAUUUGGUAUAAUAAAGACAGUACACUUAACACAAACACAACAAUGACAUGGUAGAAAAUUUCAUAAUUUUAUUGAUAUCCAAUGGACAUGUUAAUAUCGACAGCAAAAAUAAGAUGUUCUUUUAUCACGACAGAACCACAUUUUGUAACAUACCUGUACUGACAUAUCAAAUCACGACUAGAAAUAUUGACAACAACCAAAAUACAAGUAACAUAUAAACGCUGGAAUAGUUCAUGCAAUGAUUCAUCAAUUAUGAAAGCAACAUUAUUCCUGACAAUAGUAGCUAUUUACAAUCAUGAUAAGUUAC
Messenger RNA from Pecten maximus, 3884 nucleotides. RefSeq names its product paramyosin-like. The record is from RefSeq and is a predicted model, not a curated record. The transcript is spliced from 11 exons. The coding region runs from base 770 to 3211 and encodes 813 amino acids. NCBI's taxonomy places the organism in Eukaryota, Metazoa, Mollusca, Bivalvia, Pectinida, Pectinidae.